Salvia hispanica is the source of this 1647-nucleotide messenger RNA. RefSeq names its product (-)-5-epieremophilene synthase STPS3-like. The record is from RefSeq and is a predicted model, not a curated record. Gene Ontology annotation, biological process: diterpenoid biosynthetic process. Gene Ontology annotation, molecular function: terpene synthase activity; magnesium ion binding. NCBI's taxonomy places the organism in Eukaryota, Viridiplantae, Streptophyta, Magnoliopsida, Lamiales, Lamiaceae.
AUGGCGGCUGUGAAUUUGAACAGUUUCUAUCAUCGUCCAGAGGCCAAUUUCUCCCCUAGCUUGUGGGGUGAUCGCUUCAUCAAUUACAUUUCUGACUCCAAUGUGAAAGAAAAGUAUUCCAAGACAGUUGAAGAACUGAAAAAUGAUGUUCGAAAUCUGCUAACAGCUCCAGAAACCAACAUGAUAGACACCAUGAAUCUGAUCGACACCCUUGAGCGUUUAGGCAUCUCGUAUCAUUUUGAAAACGAGAUCGAAGAGAAAUUGCAACAUUAUUUCCAUCUCAAUACCAAUUAUCAGGAUGAUGAAGUCUAUGACUUGUGCACUGUUGCUCUCCAUUUUAGAUUGUUUAGGCAGCAUGGCCACCCUAUAUCUACUGAAAUAUUUGGUAAAUGGGUGGAUGUGGAGGGAAAAUUCAAGGAUGACCUCAAGAGUGAUGCGAAGGGUCUGCUGAGUUUGUAUGAAGCUUCGCAUCUGAGGACACGUGGAGAAACCGUACUAGAUGACGCGCUUGCUUUUACUACGGCCACUCUCAAAUCCAUAGCGCCAAACCUUGGAUCGCCCCUCAAGGAACAAGUUGUGCAUGCCCUCAUGCAGCCCCUGCAUUUGGGCCUUCCGAGGAUUGAAGCGCGCAGGUUCAUCUCCGUGUACGAAGAUGAAGAGAACAAAAACGAAACCCUGCUUAAUCUUGCCAAAUCAGACUAUAACAUGUUGCAGAUUCUACACAAUGAAGAACUCCAGCAAGUCUCAAGGUGGUGGAAAGAAAUAGGCAUUAUCUCGAAACUUCCUUAUGCAAGGGAUAGAGUGGUGGAGUGUUUCUUUUGGGCUAUGGGAGUGUACCAUGAGCCGCAAUAUUCUCGUGCUCGUAUCAUGCUCACCAAGACCAUUCUUAUGAUAUCUCUACUCGAUGACACAUACGACUCUUAUGGUACAAUCGAGGAACUCGAUGUUUUCACUAAGGCAAUACAGAGGUGGGAUUAUGGAGAAAUCGAUGGACUCCCCGAGUACAUGAGACCUCUCUACAAAGUUGUUUUGGAACUCUUUGAGCAAAUCGAAGAGGAAUUGGCCAAGGAAGAUCGAUCCUACGCAGUGCACUAUUCCAUAGAAUCACUAAAGGAAGUGGUGAGGAGCUACUAUGUGGAAGCGAAGUGGUUUAUAGAGGGAUACUUGCCACCAUUUGAGGAAUACCUAGAGAUUGCUCUCAUUACUUGCACCUACUGUUAUAUCGCCACCACUUCUCUUCUAGGAAUACAAUCAGCUAUAAAAGACGACUUCGAAUGGCUAGGUAAGAAGCCUAAAAUGCUGGUGGCCGCACUCACAGUGUGUCGAGUGGUUGAUGACAUAGCUACCUAUGAGACAGAGAAGGAGAGAGGUCAAGUUGCUACUGGCAUUGAAUGCUACAUGAAAGAGAAUGGUGCGACGAAAGAAGAGGCGAUGGCCAAAUUUGCUGAAAUGUCUACAACUGCUUGGAAGGAUAGCAACCAGGAGAAUCUUUGUGACAAGUCGAGGGAUAUUCUUAUGAACAUAAUAAUCAAUAUGGAACGCUUAGUCGAUGUUACUUACAAGAACAAUGAAGAUGGAUAUACUCAUCCCCAUAAGCUUUUGAAGCCUCAUAUUGUUGCAUUGCUAGUCGACCCCAUCAAGAUUUAG